GCAGAGGGACAAACAGUAACAACAGGUUGUCACACCUAAAUACGUUUACCAGGUAAAUUAUUAUUUACUAAAUUUGGAAACAAAGAGCUCAAGGUUCAAAAUGUAUGAAUAGAACUGAACCCCGUAACAUCCAAGGAGGGGUAAUGAGAGCAUACAGCACAGAGAAGAGAGAUGCCGUGGCAACAGGACGUCCACAUGUGAAUAAACCAACAGAGACGAAGGAAGUUGUAAGCUUAACCAGUUGAAUUAUGAUUGUUUAACCUGAAGCUUUCAGGGACCAGUGACAAUAGAAAUCUGCAUCUGUAAACUCCACAGCAACGUUCAACGGCAGAAAAUAUGACCACAGCCACCAGACUCUUGGAUGAGUUGUGUCACCUAACGGCUCAGUCACUGGCUUCGCUGGAACCCUCAGAUCACUUUCAAGUUAUCAAAAUUCUUGGAGAGGGCUCGUAUGGCAAAGUCAUGUUAGCCGUGCACAAGAAACGGGGAACACCAAUGGCUCUUAAAUUCUUUCCGCGAGACUCCACGUGUCUCCUGUCAUUUCUACGAGAAUAUAAUCUGUCUUUGGCAUUCUGCACCCACCCAUCUCUAACUUCAGCCCUCGGUAUCGCGUUCUCCUCUCCAACCCACUACGUGUUCGCACAGCAACCUUGCAUGUAUGGCGACCUCUUUGAUGUCAUCGUUCCUGAGGUCGGUAUAAAGGAGAACCGUGUUCAAGGAGUAGCUUCACAGAUCAGUGGUGCUCUCUCUCACCUCCACACGCUCGGCUUCGUCCAUCGUGAUGUCAAACCCGAGAACAUCUUCUUGUGUGACAGUGACUGUCGCUGGGUCAAGCUUGGUGAUUUUGGCAUGGUGAAGGCUGCGGGCACAAGGGUACCGUGCGUGUGGUACAGCUCACCUUACUGCACACCAGAGGCUGAAAUGGCAAGAGUGAAGGAGGAAAUCAAGGGAGGAGAAGUGGACAACAAUGGGAACAAGGGGUGCACUGAAAAGACUCAAAGGAUUUUGGUAUCUGUAGAUGCCAGUACGGACAGCUGGGCAUUGGGUAUUUUGAUCUAUGCCAUGCUGAUGGGGAGCUCACCAUGGGCAGAGACUGUUUCAGACAAUAGUGCAUUUAGCAGUCAUUUACAGUGGAGUAAGUCGGGCACUUCGGAAUUGGAAAAGAGUGGGUCACGACAGUUGCCAUCGCAGUUUAUGGCGUUCACUCCUCUCGCAGCCAGUCUUUUCAGGUCCAUGCUUCACCCGCAGCCCGGGUGUCGAGGAAAACCUGAGGAAAUAGGAGCGUUCCUUGGAGGAGCUUGGCUUGUGGACAAUGAUGUCAGUGGGUGAUCCAAAGAAGGUCCGAGAUUAGACAUUUUCAUAUAAUCAUAUGGUUUCACUCUAAGGAAUGAAAAGUUUUGGUGUGAGAAAACUUUUUCAAUGGCAACCCUGACAUUUAUAUUCUAUGUAGACCUUAUUUGUUUCUGCCUAGUUGAGUAUUUUCCCAAACAGAUUACUGUAGAUUUCAGUUAAUACAUUUUAUUAACACAGAAUUUGAUACAAACAAAAUAAUAGAGACAAAACAUACACACAACAGUAACAUUGCUGCUCUUCAAAAUAAUGCAUAUCCUGCGAAGAUCAGUAGCAGACAAAAUCUGUCUUCGGGAGUUUAAAUCCAUAUUACUGCCCAAUUCCAGACCAAAUGGAUGUUUUCCGAUAUAACUAAAACUGAGAACAGGAGUUCUUUUGGAAAAACCAGUGACAGUCGCUUUGAGGCACAACAGUUUAUUCACAACCAUCUUGUGCAGCUAUUGUCUAUUUUCGUUGAAGUUAAUCACACUUUUUUAUAGCACGUUCCAGAAUACUUCCACCGAGUUCACCUUCAAAAUGAAAAUUCUGUCCUCAUUUACAUGCCCUCUUGUCAUUUCAAACCUGCAUGACUCAAACAGCACCCCAUUUGUUUCUACUGCAACCAAUGCAAGUGAAUGAGGGCUGUUUGAAACAUUCUUAAAAAUAUCUUCUUUUGUGUUCUGCGGAAAAAAGAAAGUCAUGGAGGUUUAAAAUGACUAAAGGUUGAAUAAAUGAUGACAUAAUUUUCGUGUUGAAGGUGAACUACUCCUUUAA
Triplophysa dalaica is the source of this 2103-nucleotide messenger RNA. Its product is annotated as serine/threonine-protein kinase SBK1. Gene Ontology annotation, molecular function: protein serine/threonine kinase activity; ATP binding. Lineage: Eukaryota; Metazoa; Chordata; Actinopteri; Cypriniformes; Nemacheilidae. The transcript is spliced from 4 exons. Bases 337 to 1329 code for a protein of 330 amino acids. The record is from RefSeq and is a predicted model, not a curated record. Gene Ontology annotation, biological process: peptidyl-serine phosphorylation; peptidyl-threonine phosphorylation.